Messenger RNA from Struthio camelus australis, 1179 nucleotides. The record is from RefSeq and is a predicted model, not a curated record. NCBI's taxonomy places the organism in Eukaryota, Metazoa, Chordata, Aves, Struthioniformes, Struthionidae.
GCCAGUAGCAAAAAUAAAGCAUUGGCAGUGCAGUUAACCCCUGGAAGAUCAGAAGUAACCGAUUCCACAAAGGUGGCUAUAAUAAGGAAUUACCAGAAAAAAAUGCUGAGAAGCGUGAAAGGAGUGGUCUACCAUGCUCCUAAGUUGGGCCACAGACGUGCUCUCCACACUACUGCCAAGGACUGGUUAAGUUCUGUUGUCAGCCAGGAUGUCCAAAUCCUGGCAGAAAAAUCAAGAGCAAUUUUCCGUACCAGUGAAAAUGACCCGGCCAACCACGCAGAACACCAUGAGGGUCGCCACUAUAGCAUUCCGCUUCAGGAGGUGAAAGCUGUGUUUCCACAUGGACUUCCUAGUCCUUUCCAGCAGCAGAUUAAGACCUUCAAUGAAGCCUGCCUGAUGGUGCGAAAACCAGCUCUGGAACUCUUCACUUACCUGAAAAGCUCCAGCUUUGCCCACCCAGCAAUCAGAUAUGUUAUCUAUGGUGAGAAAGGAACAGGGAAAACUAUGACUCUGUGUCAUGUGGUUCACUACUGUGCAAGGCAAGGCUGGCUGGUACUGCACGUCCCAGAUGCUCAUCUUUGGGUGAAAAACUGCAGGGAGCUUAUGCAGUCAUCCUAUAACAAAGAACGGCUCGAUCAGCCUUUGCAAGCGUCUUUCUGGCUCAGGAACUUCAAAACUGCAAACGAGCGCUUCUUAAAAGAGAUAAAAACACAACAAAAAUAUGUGUGGGGCAAACGGGAAAGUACUGAGGAGGGCAGACCACUGGGUGAAGUGGUGGAGCAGGGUUUAGCUCGAGUGAGAAACGCCAGCGAUGCUGUAGGGGUGGUGCUGAAAGAGAUAAAGCAGCAAUGUCAUCUUGGUUCAUUUAGACUUCUGGUGGCAGUGGAUGGAGUCAACGCACUCUGGGGAAAGACUACAUUAAGGAAAGAAGACAAAAGCCCUGUUUCUCCGGAAGAACUGACACUCGUGUACAAUCUGAGGAAGAUGGUGAUGAAUGAUUGGAACGGCGGCGCUAUUGUGACGACACUUAGCCAAACAGGCUCUCUGUUCAAACCGAGUUCUGCCUAUUUGCCCCAUGAGUUACUAGGGAAGGAAGGUUUCGACGCUUUGGACCCUUUCGUCCCUAUCCGCGUCUCGAACUACAGCCCGCAGGAGUUUGAGAGCUGUUACCGCUACUAC